UUGACUAAUACUCACCCACCAGUAACACUUGCAAAAGGAAGAAACAAAAGUGAAAUAGAAGAGGACAGACAACAUGGAGCUUUUCAUCAUCUUCAUCUUCGUCCCUAUCUUCAUCUUCUUCAUCAUCCCAAGACAAUCUUCUUCAGACACAGGUUUCAAGUCGUACCCUAUUGUCGGAAGCAUACCUGGACUUGUGAAAAACCGUCACCGUUUCCUCGACUGGACUGUAGAGACUCUGUCUCGAUGCCCGACACAGACGGCGGUUUUCCGGCGACCAGGGAAGCAACAGUUCGUCAUGACGGCGAAUCCUGCCAACGUAGAGUACAUGCUCAAGACGAAGUUCGAUAAUUUCCCUAAAGGAGAGCGGUUCAUCGAGAUUCUUGAGGAUUUUCUCGGCCGCGGGAUUUUCAACUCCGAGGGCGAGAUGUGGUGGAAACAGAGGAAGACGGCGCGCCACGAGUUCAGUACUAAGUCUCUUCGUGACUUCGUCAUGACAAACGUCACACUCGAAAUCAACACCAGGCUUGUUCCGGUGUUAGCAGCUGCAGCGGCCACCGGAAAAUUGUUAAACCUGGACGACGUAUUAGAAAGAUUCACAUUCGAUAACAUAUGCAAGUUAGCAUUCAACGUCGACUCCGCUUGCCUCGGAGACGACAAAGCCGCCGGUGUAGAGUUCAUGAGGGCCUUUGAUACGGCGUCCAAGAUCAUCUCGCAACGGUUUCAAUCAGCGUUUUCGUAUACAUGGAAGAUCAAAAAGAAACUAAACAUUGGAUCAGAGAGACUUCUUAGAGAAUCAAUCGUGACCGUCCAUAAAUUCGCAGACGAUAUCGUGCGUCACAAGAUUGAUCAAAGUAACAACAACAACAACAAGAACGAUGAUUUGCUUUCAAGAUUCAUCAGCACCGAGGAGCUGAACUCGCCGGAGAAACUACGUGACAAUGUCAUUGGUUUCAUCCUCGCGGGACGAGACACAACCUCCUCCGCUUUGAGCUGGUUCUUCUGGUUACUCUCGAAGCAUCCACAUGUAGAGAACAAGAUCAGACAAGAGCUGAACUCGAUCCGAGCAAGAACAGGGGAAGCUUAUGGGUUUGAAGAUCUUAAACUGAUGAACUACCUGCACGCAGCGAUAACCGAGUCACUAAGGCUGUAUCCGCCUAUACCGUUAGACACUAUGAGUUGUCUUGAGGACAGUGUAUUGCCUGAUGGGACGUUUGUAGGGAAAGCUUGGGGAAUAAGUUAUAACGCGUACGCGAUGGGGAGGAUGGAGAGUAUUUGGGGUAAAGAUUGUGAUCGGUUUGAUCCAGAGAGGUGGAUUGAUGAAACAAAUGGUGGGUUUAGAGGUGAGAGUCCUUACAAGUUUCCAGUGUUUCAUGCAGGACCAAGGAUGUGUUUAGGUAAGGAGAUGGCUUAUAUUCAGAUGAAAUCUAUAGUUUCUGCGGUGCUGGAUAGGUUUGUUGUCGAGGUCCCAGGGAAGAAUGAGCGUCCUGAGAUUUUAUUGUCUGUGACGAUUAGAAUCAAAGGUGGUUUAUUUGUUAGGGUACAUGAAAGAAGCUGAGUUACUUGUUUGACAAGUUAAACUGUGGUUUUCUCUUUGAUGAAACUUUAUAAAAAUGUGGCUUUAUAAUCGGUAUUCUAUAAUGUGGACUUUAUAAUACUGUGGUAAUCAAUAUUCAUGCUGAGUA
This is a messenger RNA of Brassica napus (rape), 1682 nucleotides long. RefSeq names its product cytochrome P450 94B3-like. The transcript has 2 exons. Gene Ontology annotation, molecular function: iron ion binding; monooxygenase activity; oxidoreductase activity, acting on paired donors, with incorporation or reduction of molecular oxygen. The record is from RefSeq and is a predicted model, not a curated record. NCBI's taxonomy places the organism in Eukaryota, Viridiplantae, Streptophyta, Magnoliopsida, Brassicales, Brassicaceae. Bases 74 to 1555 code for a protein of 493 amino acids.